AUGGCUCAAAAAUGUAUCCAUAAUGGGUGUGGCAAGAAAUUUACAGACACCGAAGAAGAAUGCGUGUACCACCCUGGCCCACCAGUAUUUCAUGAAGGGCAGAAAGGCUGGAAAUGUUGCAAGCCUCGAUUUUUGACAUUUGACGAGUUCCUUUCAAUCCCACCCUGUACUACAGGAAAGCAUUCCACAGUUGACGAGACACCCCCUCGCCCACCGCCCAAGGUUUUAGAAGAUGUACCUCCCCCAACAAAACCGUUAGCUACGAAUGGCGCCAUCUGGAAAUUACCGGCACCCCGGGCGGCCCAGCCGGCUCCGCCUGCCACCCCAUUUCUUGCCCCCCCAGAAUCAGACUCCGACGAUCCUUCUAUCCCAGUACCAUCAAAUAUCACUUGCCGUCGACGGGGCUGUAACGCCACUUCUGCAGUGGAAUCUCCUUUAUCGCGAGGUGACGAAGAAUGUGUCUACCACCCAGGGCAAGCACUGUUCCACGAAGGGAGCAAAGGAUGGACGUGCUGCAAGAGGCGAGUGCUGGAGUUCGAUGAAUUCAUGAAAAUUGAGGGCUGCAAGCGGAAAAGCAACCACCUUUUCGUGGGGAGCAAAAAGCAGUCUGCACAGGAAGAAGCAGUAUCAGAGGUCAGGCAUGAUUUCUAUCAGACUCAUACGAGCGUAAUAGCAAGCUUGUUCUUGAAAAAGAUUGACAAGGGCCGCGCAAAGGUCGAGUUCACUAGCCAAACCGCUGUGCUUCUGGAUCUGCCCACGGAAGACAACAAGAGAUACAAAACCGAGCUUCCAUUGUUUGGACCUAUCGAUACUGCUCGAUCUAUGUACAAGAUCAUGGGGACCAAGCUAGAAAUGACGCUCGUGAAAGCGGACGGACUAAGCUGGCCAGCGCUCAGGAGUGACGAGCAAAGGACGAGUGAGAUCAUUCAGGUUGGUCGUGCUGGAAGAGCGUAG
Molecule: messenger RNA, 954 nt
Organism: Letharia columbiana
Lineage: Eukaryota; Fungi; Ascomycota; Lecanoromycetes; Lecanorales; Parmeliaceae
Exons: 3
Coding region: 1-954 (317 amino acids)
Source: RefSeq, a predicted model, not a curated record